Oncorhynchus tshawytscha (Chinook salmon) is the source of this 4792-nucleotide messenger RNA. Its product is annotated as SH2 domain-containing protein 3C-like. Gene Ontology annotation, biological process: small GTPase-mediated signal transduction; positive regulation of peptidyl-serine phosphorylation. Lineage: Eukaryota; Metazoa; Chordata; Actinopteri; Salmoniformes; Salmonidae. Gene Ontology annotation, molecular function: guanyl-nucleotide exchange factor activity; phosphotyrosine residue binding. The record is from RefSeq and is a predicted model, not a curated record. The transcript is spliced from 13 exons. Bases 196 to 3222 code for a protein of 1008 amino acids.
UAAUGCAUGCAUCUCUGCAUCUGCCCCGUGGAGCGGAACUGAACUGUGUCGGCUAGAGGAGAGGUUGGUUCCAGCUCUAGAUCUCCAGGCAGUAGCUAUCUUACCCCCCAGCCAGUCAGUAGCUGUCUCCCCCUCUCUUCCCCCUAGCCAGUCAGCCUGAAGUUGGACAUCAUCCCCCCACCCCACAUCCACAACAUGAGCGGAAAACGGAAACUGAGUUUCAAGUGGUUCGGGAGUCUCUCCAACCUAUCCUUUCGGCGUGGCUCAUCGUCAGACAAAUCUCCCUCCAAGUCUGACGGGGGCAGAGCUCUGGAUGUGGUAUCCUCCCCCGACGCCGCGGAGACGUCUGUUGACGACAUGGAUAUGACUCGUCCGCGCACCUCCAGCUACGCCCGCUCCAGCGACAACUACACCCACAUGGGCACCUUGCCCCGCCUCCUCCUCAGGAAGAGAGACAAGAGUGGGAAUUCUGUGAAAGGAGGAACCAAGAAGGGGGCGGGGCUGGGCAGGAGUCAGAGCCAGCGGCCGGGAGGGGACCAUGUCUGUAGCUCUCCCCUUCUCACAGCUCUAUCUAGCAAGCCUGGCUCCAGACAGGACGAGCCUGGCGCCAGACAGGACGAGCCUGGCUCCAAACAGGACCAGCCUCCCUCACCUCUAUCCAGCCAGGCUGGUCCUGGUCCAAAGACCCUACAGGCCCAGGGGCUGCCUCCCAUCCCCAGAGGGGGAUCACUCAGUAGAAGUAAACACAAAGACCCACACGCUCACUGUGAGGAAGGAAAACCACAGACAAGUCAGCUAAUGUCAGCUCAGGCUGUGGGGUCUGCUUCCUCCUCUACCGCCUCGUCACUUGUCUGUGAUGACGUCCCUGAAGGAAACACAGUCACCACUGAUCAGGGUGUUCCAUCUCCAGAUACAGCAUCAACUGGUGGGGCCAGAAGGAAUCUUCCUUCUGUUCCUGGUCAGUCAGUUCCCAUGUCCUCACAGAGCCAGGUGAACAUUCAGACAGAAGAGCCAUCUCCAACCCCUAAGGUUCCUAACAAAUCCCUGCCUGGGACCCAGGUCACCCAGCAUUGUGAGGAGGGCUUCCCCAGGGAGAGAGCUGAUAACCUAGGGACAGACAGUAACUCCAGCUCCCUGCCUGAGACGGCCUUCUGUGGUUCUAGUGGAAGAGACCUUCAGAGGGAAACUCAUCCGGGUGAACCUGUGAACAGCCACAUGGACCCAACAGACAGCCAGGGUGAAUAUGUCAAGUUCUCCAAGGAGAGGUACCUGCUGGAGUCUGCACCAGAGAAACUACACACGGAGCUGGAGGAGGAGCUGAAACUCUGCAGCAGCGACAUCAGGAGCCAUGGCUGGUACCAUGGACACAUCCCACAAGAGGUGUCGGAGACGGUGGUGCUGCGAAAUGGUGACUUCCUGAUCCGUGAUUCGCUGAUAAACGUGGGCGACUAUGUCCUGACGACCAGGUGGAACUAUGAGGUUCUGCACUUCAAGAUCACCAAGGUCCUGGUCAGGUCCAGCACUGAGUCUAAGGUCCAGUACCUGUUAGAGAAAGACAGUUUCGACUCCAUACCUGAGCUGAUGAGGUACUACGUGGCCGGACGGCGACCUGUCUCCCAGCCCAGCGGAGUCCUGAUCUACUGUCCAAUCAUACGCACCCUCCCCUUGCGUUACCAGGAAGCAACGUUUGCCUUAGCCAAUAGCAGACAUGGCCUAGCCCACUCACCAUCCAAUCAGAAAGGAGCGUACAUUAAGAGGCGGAGCGUGACCAUGAACGAUGGAUUGACCACGGACACGCUGAUACCUCACAGCUCCUCUACUAUUCACAAAGACGCCAUGAGGAACUGUGCUCUGAGUAUGGACCUCAUCCAGGAGUAUCGCCGUCCUCCUUUAGAGGAGACACCUCUCUCCCCAGCCUACAGCCACAUCCACAGACACAGAACCCAACCUGUCCUGAGACACUCCAGCGACCCCCAGCUCAGCCCUGGCUCCAACAACAACCUACCAGACAUGCUAGCAGCCAGCUCCCACUCCACCCCGGGCCCCUGCUCCUACGAAACCCCAGCAGAAGGCUCCGAGACGGGGGGCAGCUACUGCGACUUAGGGCCCACCCCGGCCCUCUGUCCUAAGGCUCCCUGUGCCGCCGGCAUGCACCCCACACCUCCCACUAAGAGCUACGUGGAGAGGCUGCGUGUGGAGGAGGGCCAUGGGCCUGCCCCAGGGAGGGAGGAUGGGGCUGGAGAAGAGGUGUUCAUCGCCCCCCUAGUGGAGACAGCCUCCUCCUUCAGACCAGGGAAGUACCUCUCGCCACUGAUGCCCCAGGAGAACAAGCCCUUAGAGAUGAGCAUUCUGAAGAGGGUUAAAGAGCUUCUGGCGGAGGUGGACGUUAGGACAGCUGCUAAACACAUCACCAUGGCUGACUGCACGGUUGCUAGGAUACUGGGUGUUACCGAGGAGAUGCAGAGGAUGAUGGGAGUGGGCUCGGGACUGGAGUUGUUGACUCUUCCUCACGGACACCAGCUGAGACUGGACCUACUGGAGCGGUUCUAUACUAUGUCUAUAAUGACAGCUGUGGACCUGCUGGGCUGUACCGGCAGUAAAGAGGAGAGGGCUGCUCUGCUCCAUAAGACCAUCCAGCUGGCUGCUGAACUCAAGAGCAACCUGGGGAACAUGUUUGGCUUCGCCGCUGUGAUGAGAGCACUGGAGCUACCACAGAUCUCUCGUCUGGAGCACACGUGGAUGACGUUACGUCAGAGACACACAGAGGGAGCCAUCCUCUAUGAGAAGAAGCUCAAGCCGUUCAUGAAGAACAUGAAUGAUGGCAAAGAGAGCACUGUGUUGUCCAACACCUCCUUCCCUCAUGUGGUUCCUCUGCUGUCUCUGCUGGAGAGGAGUGUGGUUGUGGGGGAGGGGCCAGGGGCGGGGAUGGAAUCCUGGGAGAAAGUGGAGGCGGGGGUUGACGUGGUGAUGUCACACCUGGAGGCGGCCCGGACCAUCGCUCACCAUGGGGGGCUGUAUCGCACCAACGCUGAGACCAAACUACAGGGCUUCCAGGAGAGGGAGGAGGUUCUGGAGAUCUUCCGGACAGAGUUCCAGAUGAGGUUGCUAUGGGGAAGUCGGGGGUCGGAGGGCAGCCAAUCAGAGCGCUAUGAGAAGUUUGACAAAGUUCUGACCGCUCUGUCUCACAAGCUGGAACCUCUUGUACGCCACAGUGAACUAUAGCACCCAUCUCACCGAACACCCCUAUACACAGCACUCACAGUGGUAUAGCCCAUCUCCCCACACUGCUGCUGGAUGAUUCCAAUGUGAGGGGAGGAAGCAGCUAACAGAGACAAGAGAAUAGACUGAGAGAAGCCGAGGGUACGCUAGGAGAGAAGGAGCGUCUCGCUGUACAUCCCCAUAAAAGUCAUAAAGGGCUUUUUCAGAGCUCUUAAACUGUGUGGGAUGUUACAUAUUCUGCCUAUCUUCGAAGUACAGAUAAUUGUAUGGUGUGCGCUUAGGGUCAAACAACACAGGGAAGGGAGUAUAGGGAAGACAAAGCUCUGGUUUGUCUAAAACCUCCCUCACUAGUACUGUCACACUCUGUAGUAUCAUCACCUUAAAGAGACAGUAAUAUUUAAAACAGUGCUUGUGCUCUUCAGGACACCUGUAUAAAAUAUAUACAACUAUCUAUCUCUAUGACCUGUGUCACCAGACCUCAGCUUCAGACUGAGAGGUAGUGUGUUCUGAAAUCUGUUGUUCUUGUAUAGACUCUCUGCAUGUCUGCCAUUCAUUCCAUAUUCCAUCACGUCCCCUGCUGAUGACACCUGCAGUGUGCUCAUACAGCUGGUCUCUUAUCUAUCUGUUUUGAACAAGUCAUAAUAUAUGUUAUGUUUCCAAAUCACAUCAGCUGUCUGAGCGUACUGUGCUCUGCCUAAAAGCAUUUUCUCUCUGUGGACUUUGUGUGCUGUUCAGUGGCAGUUGUCUUAUAUGAGGGCUCUUCUGAGAAGCAUUCACCCUCCCUCUUCUUUUCUCCGCUUCUGGCAUGUCAUAAAUGUUUCUCAAAUCAAAACAAAAUCAAAUUGUAUUGGUCACAUGCACAUAUUGGGCAGAUGUUAUUGCGGGUGUAGUGAAAUUCUUCUGGCAUGUCAUUAAUGGAAUGUCAUUAAUAUUUCUGGCAUGUCAUUAAUAUUUCUGGCAUGUCAUUAAUAUUUCUGGCAUGUCAUUAAUAUUUCUGGCAUGUCAUUAAUAUUUCUGGCAUGUCAUUAAUGGAAUGUCAUUAAUAUUUCUGGCAUGUCAUUAAUAUUUCUGGCAUGUCAUUAAUAUUUCUGGCAUGUCAUUAAUAUUUCUGGCAUGCCAUUAAUAUUUCUGGCAUGUCAUUAAUGUUUCUGGCAUGUCAUUAAUGUUUCUGACAUGUCAUUAAUAUUUCUGACAUGUCAUUAAUAUUUCUGGCAUGUCAUUAAUAUUUCUGGCAUGUCAUUAAUAUUUCUGGCAUGUCAUUAAUAUUUCUGGCAUGUCAUUAAUAUUUCUGGCAUGUCAUUAAUAUUUCUGGCAUGUCAUUAAUAUUUCUGGCAUGUCAUUAAUAUUUCUGGCAUGUCAUUAAUAUUUCUGGCAUGUCAUUAAUAUUUCUGGCAUGUCAUUAAUAUUUCUGACAUGUCAUUAAUAUUUCUGACAUGUCAUUAAUAUUUCUGGCAUGUCAUUAAUAUUUCUGGCAUGCCAUUAAUAUUUCCUGAUGACUCCUGUCCCAUUUACAUCAUAUGAGCAUGUUUUUUCUGCACUUGUCAUACACACAAUUAAAAAUACCCAUAAUGCA